Messenger RNA from Tinamus guttatus (white-throated tinamou), 1834 nucleotides. Lineage: Eukaryota; Metazoa; Chordata; Aves; Tinamiformes; Tinamidae. The record is from RefSeq and is a predicted model, not a curated record.
AUGCCGCCGAACACGGCGCCCGCGCCAGCGCGUGGGGAGGCCGCCGCCGCGCUCGCUUUAGGUGAAACCGUAAAUGAAAGGUCACUGCCCUGCGAUUUCUGUAGGGGAAUCCUUUGGGUACCCGAGUUCCUCACGGGCUCUGCAGUGCCUUUCCUGCCCGCCGUGCUUCCGUGCACGCGGGUCUGCGCCUGUCUCUGCUUCAGUCGGAUUCAUUUCAAGCCCCUCCUGCCCCUUCGAGGCCGUGCCCAGAUUAUCGAUUUGAUGAUGCUCGUAAUAGACGUGACCAAGGGGAUGCAGACGCAGUCAGCAGAGUGCCUGGUAAUUGGGCAGAUUGCCUGCCAGAAGAUGGUGGUAGUUCUGAACAAAAUAGAUCUCCUUCCAGAGGGCAAGAGGCAAAGUGCCAUUGAGAAGAUGACUAAGAAAAUGCAGAAGACACUGGAAAAUACCAAGUUCUGUGGGUGUCCUAUUGUUGCUGUUGCAGCAAAGCCUGGUGGACCGGAAGCCCCAGAGUCUGAGACUCCAAUAGGUGUUUCUGAAUUAAUUGAGGUCCUCAAGUCUCAGGCUUACCUGCCAUCGAGAGACCCCUCGGGACACUUCCUUAUGGCCGUCGACCACUGCUUCUCUAUCAAGGGUCAAGGCACGGUGAUGACAGGGACUAUUCUCUCUGGCUCUGUUAGCCUUGGUGACAAUGUGGAGAUUCCUGCCCUGAAGGUAACAAAAAAAGUCAAGUCUAUGCAGAUGUUCCAUACGCCGGUGACUUACGCUAUGCAGGGUGACAGAGUAGGUGUCUGUGUGACCCAGUUUGAUCCCAAACUGUUAGAGCGAGGUCUGAUUUGCACCCCAGAAUCACUUCACACUAUCCACGCUGCCAUCAUUUCCCUGAAGAAAAUCCAGUAUUUUCGAGGACCGCUUCAGACAAAGGCAAAGUUUCACAUCACAGUCGGUCAUGAAACAGUCAUGGGAAGAGUGAUGUUUUUCGGUCCAGCCCCUGCUGAUUUCAAUGAAGAAAUUCAGGAAAAUGUUUUUAAUUUUGAAAAAGAUUAUCUUUAUCAAGAGGAAUACUUGUCCAAGGACUCGAAGACUUCGGAGGAGAACAAAGAAAAUGACCAGGCCGAAGUCCAGCUGCCCAGGCAACAGUGGGCCCUGCUGGAGUUUGAAAAGCCGGUCGCUUGUCCUAAACUCUGCCUCGUGAUCGGCUCCAAGCUGGAUACGGAUAUUCACGCAAAUACCUGCAGAUUGGCAUUCCAUGGGGUUCUGCUCCAAGGAAUGGAAGACAAGAACUAUGCGGAGACGUCCCUUCCGAGGCUGAAAGUGUACAAACUGAAGCACAAAGAAGGGCAAGUGGAAAGGGUGAUGGAUGAUUACAGUGUGAUUGGUCGUUCAUUGUUUAAAAAGGAAACAAACAUCCAAAUUUUUGUGGGUUUAAAGGUCAAACUAUCGACAGGAGAAGACGGAGUAAUAGAAGGUGGUUUUGGACAAAGCGGCAAAUUUAAAAUCCGAAUUCCAGCAAGCACGUUCAUGAUGAAAGAUGAUGCAAGCUCUCUUAGCGUGCAGGAUGAGGCGAUGCCGCCGCUCCUUCCCUUGAGCUCUCUGAGCACUGAACUAGCUGGACCGAACGCGGCGGCCGGGCUCGGUACCCGCUCGGGCUGUGCGGGCGGCCUCCCCCUGCGGCACCGGCGCUGCUUCCGCGGUGUGGCGCUUCGAGAGGAGAGAGAGAGUUUUGAACCACGGAAUUGUAAUGAUUCUGCUGCAAAAUCAGGACCAGCUGUUGGGGCUGCAAGUGGCUACUUGGUUACAGUCACAGAACCUGCAGUUGAUCAGGUCACCCUGAACA